AGCCGGCGCCCGCCUCAGCGGCAGGAUAGGCGGCCGCACGGCGACUGCGCGGGGAGCUCGAGCUUUGUAGCCGGCUGCAGCCACAGAAGUAGGAGAUCAAGAUGAAUGCAGAGCCUGAGAAGAAGUUCGGCGUGGUGGUGGUUGGCGUUGGCAGAGCCGGCUCCGUGCGGAUCCGGGACUUGCGGAGUCCACAUGCUUCCUCGGCUUUCCUGAACCUGAUUGGCUUCGUGUCCAGACGAGAGCUUGGGAACAUUGAGGAAGUCCAGCAGAUUUCUUUGGAAGAUGCCCUUUCCAGUCAAGAGGUUGAAGUUGCUUAUAUCUGCAGUGAAAGCUCCAGCCAUGAGGACUAUAUCAGGCAAUUCCUUAAUGCUGGCAAGCAUGUCCUUGUGGAAUAUCCCAUGACACUGUCUUGGGCAGCAGCUCAGGACCUGUGGAAGCUGGCUGAGCAGAAAGGGAAGGUCUUGCAUGAGGAGCAUGUUGAACUCUUGAUGGAGGAGUUUGCAUUCCUGAAGAAAGAAGUGGUGGGGAAAGAACUGCUGAAAGGGUCUCUUCUCUUCACAGGUCAGUUUGAGGUGGGAUCACGGGUCAUGUGGAACUGGGGAGGCUGUCCGCUCACAUGGAUUGAAGAGAAAGGGCCCGGUCUAAAACGGAACCGACAUUUAAGCUUCCAUUUUAAAUCUGGGUCUCUGGAGAAUAUGCCAAAUGUCGGAGUCAAUAAGAAUAUUUUUCUGAAAGAUCAAAAUAUAUUUGUCCAGAAACUCCUGGGCCAGUUCUCUGAAAAGGAACUAGCUGCUGAACAGAAGCGCAUCCUGCAUUGCUUGUGGCUCGCAGAAGAAAUCCAGAAGUACUGCUCCUCAAAGAAGUAA
This is a messenger RNA of Neomonachus schauinslandi (Hawaiian monk seal), 866 nucleotides long. RefSeq names its product biliverdin reductase A (gene BLVRA). Gene Ontology annotation, cellular component: cytoplasm. Lineage: Eukaryota; Metazoa; Chordata; Mammalia; Carnivora; Phocidae. Gene Ontology annotation, biological process: heme catabolic process. The record is from RefSeq and is a predicted model, not a curated record. The transcript is spliced from 7 exons. Gene Ontology annotation, molecular function: nucleotide binding; biliverdin reductase [NAD(P)H] activity; zinc ion binding. Bases 102 to 866 code for a protein of 254 amino acids.